Branchiostoma floridae (Florida lancelet) is the source of this 2118-nucleotide messenger RNA. RefSeq names its product zinc finger protein 239-like. Bases 138 to 1085 code for a protein of 315 amino acids. Gene Ontology annotation, cellular component: nucleus. The transcript is spliced from 2 exons. NCBI's taxonomy places the organism in Eukaryota, Metazoa, Chordata, Leptocardii, Amphioxiformes, Branchiostomatidae. The record is from RefSeq and is a predicted model, not a curated record.
UUCCUGUCUGCUGGAACUUACAAACGGCGUGGCAGCUUUUCCAAGACAACAACAUUCGCGAUUUCAGAGAGCGGACCGGCGUUUUUGUACAAGACUGGUGAUCACGUUUGCUCAGAAAUUACACCACAUCUAGGAGAAUGGCAUCAACAAGCAACGUGCAGAGUUUGGAUGACAUCAACUUCAAGAGAAAGGAAGAACAUGAUUCUUCAGUGCAACCUAGCACUAGCAGGCAGGAGAAACUCUAUAGGUGUGAGGAGUGCAGCAAGCAGUUCAGUAAGUUGCAUGAUCUGAAGAGACACAUACGGACUCACACAGGUGAGAAACCCUACAGGUGUGAGGAGUGCAGCAGGAUGUUCAGUGAGCUGAGUCGACUAAAUAGACACAUGCGGACUCACACUGGGGAGAGCCCCUACAUGUGUGAGGAGUGCAAUAGGAAGUUCAGUAGGCAGGAUCUACUAAAGAUACACAUGCGGUCUCACACGGGGGAGACACCCUACAGGUGUGAGGAAUGCAGUAAGCAGUUCAGUCAGCUGGGUCAUUUAAAGACACAUAUGCUGACCCAUACAGGGGAAAAACCCUACAGGUGUGAGGAAUGCAGCAAGCAGUUCAGUCAGCUGGGUCAUCUAAAGAUACACAUGCGGACUCACACAGGGGAGAAACCCUACAGGUGUGAGGAGUGCAGCAGGCAGUUCAGUGAGCUGGGUAUUCUAAAAUCUCACAUGAAGACCCACACAGGAGAAAAGCCAUACAGUUGUGAAGAGUGCAGCAAGCAGUUCAGUCAGCUGGGUAGUCUAAAGAAACAUAUGCGGGCUCACACAGGGGAGAAACCCUACAAGUGUGAGGAGUGUAGCAGGCAGUUCAGUGAACAGGCGAAUCUCAAGAGGCACAUACGGACUCACACAGGGGAGAAACCCUACAAGUGUGAGGAUUGCAGUAAGCAGUUCCGUCAGCUGGGCCAUCUAAAGGGACACUUGCGGACUCAUACAGGGGAGAAACCCUACAAGUGUGAGGAGUGCAGAAGGCAGUUCAGUGAGCUGGGUCAUCUAAAGAGACACAUGCGGACUCACACAGGGUAUAAAUCUUAGGAGCGUUAGGAGUGCAGCACACAGUUCAGUAAGCUAGGUCGACUGAAAAGGCAUAUGCAAACUCACACCACAGAAACCGUAUUAAGAGUACAGAAGGCAGUUCUGUAGGCUGGAUCGGCUUGUAAAAGACACAGAUGGAUUUUAUGGACUUACGGGAGUGUGAGGGGCACAGAAGGCAGACCAGUAAGCCAGGUGGACGGAAGAGGACUAUGCAAACCCACACCAGAGAAACCUUACAGGUAUUAAGAGUACAGUAGGCAGUUCUGUUGGCUGGAUUGGCUUAUAAAAGACACAGAUGAAUGUUAUUGACUUGCGAGAGUUUUAAGAACGCAGAAGGAAUUUCAGAUAGCCAGAUUGCUGAACUCGGUGCAUGUGUAAUGAAGCUUGCAGAUACAGAAGUGAAUCAGAUGGUGCAGUUAGCUUUUGAUCCUAAAGACAACUACUGACAUUACAUGUCCGUAAAGUCAAUUUAGUCCGUGUUGUGGAGCCAACAUAUUUUUCAAAACCUUGAUAGGUUCUUGUAACCAUCGCAUGAAUAACUUUCUUCACUUUGCUCACUCGGUAGUAUAUUUGGGGAUAAUAUGUUAGUAACUGACCAUAGUUUGUGACACCGUUAUCUGUUAAGACCGAAGAAAACUGGCAUUUUAACUGAGUCACUAAGCUCAUAUCAUAUGAUUUAUAAUUAGAGAGUGGUUUAAGACUAGAGAAAAAUAAUUUAGCAAAUAUAUUGUGAACAAGGAGGAGCACUAGUUGCUGGUUUGAAUUACUAGUAGUCUGGUAAUAACUAGGAAAAAACUUUCAAUUUGGUGUAGCAACCAAUGAUCGAUAAAAAUGCACUCACUGUACAUAUAGAACUCAAUUGUCACUCAUCUUUCAUAGCGGGAUUUAAACCUGUAGUUAGAGCCCUAAUUCUCACUCCAAAAAUCCACAUAGCUAUACAGAGUGUUUAGUUUCUUCUGCUGUAUUGGCGUAGUGAUCUAGAUUGUUGAAGUGUAACAAGUCGUUUUCUUCAAUAAAGUUGUUUGAUGGUAAA